AUGUCUGGUUCCACGCCAUUCACGGCUCGCUCGCCGACACAGUCGAAUCAAUACCCACCUUAUUCACCCACUCCCCCAAAUCGCCCUUACUUUGGUCAUGAACCAUUUCAAAUGCCUCCUCAACAUCUAAUUCAAACUCCUCCUCCGUUUCCUCCUGCAUCGUUGGUACAAAGCCCCCAUCAUAGUCGACCACCGACAUUGGCGUCACCCUUGCUGGCACCGAAUGCCUUGCCGCCUCCAUCAAUGGGUGCUGGUCCUCAAUACCAACAGAUAACGUCAAGCCCUCCUCCAUUCGCGCUUCAAAGAACGUAUUCCGGUCAUCUGGUUCAUCCAAGCAUGCCUGCGCAAUACGACGGCAAUUCAACGCACGCACACCCUGCCGGACCUCCAAGUGCUGUGUUGCAAUCGCCUAUGAGAGAUCACCAUCCUCUAACUAAUGGAAGACCCGCCGAUAAUCCUCCCCCUAAUUCGCGGCCUCAAUCAAAAGAAAAGUCGGAUAGGGCCAACAACCCAAUGUCCUUUGCCAGUAUCCUGGGUCCUUCAAACAAUGAACCAUCUCCAAAGAUGUCUGAAACCCGACCUUCACGGCCGGUAACACCUCCAUCGAAGCCCAUGAUAGAAAAUAGAACCAUCCCUGAAAAGGUAGCCGCGGCCAAUCUUCCAGAAACCGACUCGGCUCGACCUCUCACAAAUGGCGAGACCAAAGCAAAAUCAACGGUAGACACUAUUCCAGUCAAGAGAAAAUAUGUUGCACCCUCAGGACCACGCAAGAUUCUGACGGAAGGGGAGGCCGAAAGGAUAUUGAAAGCUCUUGCGGACAUUGAUGACGCCACGUUCAGUGACGUUGAAGAAGUCGGCUUCUAUGAGCAGAAAGAACGGUACAAGCAACGUUGCAAAAAGAGAGCGGCAGAAGUAGCUGAAGUUGAAUUGCGCAAGCGCAAGCGCCGACGUGAAUAUUUUCUGGAUUCCUUCAUCAAGUCGUUGGAAGUGCCUGCAACCAGUGCUGCUCAACGAUUCCGCGACCGAUUCGAACCGAUUGCCGUGAAAGAAAUUGCAGACAAAGAUCAACAGAGUGAGAAGGAACGGAAGAAAGACAUGCAGCGGAAGCGUCGCCGUGAGGCACAAAUCCGCAAUGAGACUCAGAGAAUGGAAGAAUUUGAACAGCGCGCGAGAGAGGCCGGCGAUGAAGAAGACAAACAGAAAUUCUUAAGGCAAGCAGAGAAGUCUCAAGCCCGAAUUCGACAAACCACGGAACUCCUCGAAGGCGGGCCUGCGCAAGAGGACAUGGAAGUGCCAGCUCCCGCUCCUAAUUACGAGGGAGGAGUUACGUCUUCUUUCCAACUGGGUUCGCCUGAGCCUAGCGAGCCACCCAAGAAGCGCAGCAAGAAAGAAGGUGCUGCACCGUCCUCCCGGCUCAAGAAAUCCAAAGAGAAGAAACAGGCGGAGAAGGAUGCCGCAGAGGCUGCGUUUGCUGCUAUGGAAAGAGAUGCUCUGGUUCAGAUCGCCCCCAAGGAAGAAGCAAAACAAGAGACCAGUGCCAAGGGCAAGAAAUCAAAAGAGCCAGUUGCUGUCGGGACUCCUGGACAUACCAUCAACUACGACUCCAAAGGCUACAAUCAAAUCUACGAACAAAUCUGGCGAGAUCUGGCUCGGAAGGAUAUUCCCAAGGUCUACAAGAUCAAACAGCUCUCCCUCAGCACCAGACAAGAAAACUUGAGGAAAACGGCAAUUCUAGCCAGCAAGCAGGCUCGAAAAUGGCAAGAGCGGACCAACAAGAGUAUGAAGGAUACUCAAGCCCGAGCCAAACGAGUCAUGCGCGAGAUGAUGUCUUUCUGGAAACGAAAUGAACGAGAGGAACGCGAUCUGCGACGUAUGGCCGAAAGAAAAGAAAUCGAAGAUGCAAAGAAGGCCGAGGCAGACCGUGAAGCCAACAGACAGAAACGCAAACUCAAUUUCUUGAUUUCCCAGACCGAAAUCUAUUCGCAUUUCAUCGGCCGAAAGAUCAAGACCGAUGAGGCUGAAAAGACCACCGACGGUACCGUAGCUCCUGGUUCAGGCGAGCCAACCCAGCCUAGUGAUGGAUCUAUGGAUGACAUCUCGAUGCCUAAUGAAGUUGGACCAAAGGUCACCAACUUUGAGGACCUUGACUUUGAUGCUGAGGACGAGUCAGAAUUGAGAAAAGCCGCCAUGGCCAAUGCUGCCAGCGCGUUGAAAGACGCCCAAGACAAAGCCAAGAACUUCAAUGGCGAAGACCAGAUGGCUGCUCUCGACUCGAGCGACAUGAAUUUCCAAAAUCCCACUAUGGCGGGGGAUAUUCAAGUGACCCAACCGAAAAUGCUGCAAGCCCAACUCAAGGAAUAUCAACUCAAAGGCCUCAACUGGUUGGUUAAUCUUUACGAGCAAGGUAUCAAUGGUAUUUUGGCAGAUGAAAUGGGUCUCGGCAAAACUGUGCAAUCUAUCUCGGUUAUGGCAUACCUGGCAGAACAGCACGGUAUCUGGGGUCCUUUCAUGGUCAUUGCCCCAGCCUCCACUCUGCAUAAUUGGCAUCAAGAAAUCGCCAAAUUCGUUCCAGACAUGAAGAUUCUCCCAUAUUGGGGUAAUGCAAAGGAGCGAAAGACGUUGCGCAAGUUCUGGGACCGCAAGAAAUCCACAUACGUCUUCGAAAACGAAUUUCAUGUCCUCGUCACGUCGUAUCAACUGGUCGUUCAGGACGCGCAGUAUUUCCAGAAGAUCCGAUGGCAAUACAUGAUUCUUGAUGAGGCUCAGGCUAUCAAAUCAUCGAGUAGUUCACGAUGGAAGACUCUGUUGGGUUUCCACUGCCGAAAUCGUUUGCUGCUCACAGGCACGCCCAUUCAAAACAACAUGCAAGAGUUAUGGGCUUUGUUGCAUUUCAUCAUGCCUACCCUUUUCGACUCUCACGAUGAAUUUAGCGAUUGGUUCUCCAAGGAUAUCGAAAGCCAUGCUCAGAGUAAUACGAAGCUGAAUCAGGAUCAACUGAAACGACUCCACAUGAUUCUCAAGCCAUUCAUGUUACGUCGUGUGAAGGCUCAUGUGCAGAAAGAAUUGGGCGAUAAAGUGGAGAUUGAUGUCUUCUGUGACCUCGCUUACAGACAGCGUGCUUACUAUGACAACCUCCGCACCAAGAUCAGUAUCAUGGAUUUGAUUGACAAAGCGGUAUUGGGUGGGGGUGAUAAUGACCAAGAAGCAGCCACCCUGAUGAACUUGGUGAUGCAAUUCCGAAAGGUGUGCAACCAUCCCGAUCUCUUCGAACGAGCCGACAUAACGUCCCCAUUCUCGAUGUCGUACUUUGCGGAGACAGCCUCGUUCCUUCGCGAAGGCCACUUCGUGCAGAUCGGCUAUUCUGUUCGCAAUCAAAUUCAGUAUGAUCUGCCUCGAAUCCUGUGCAAUGAUGUGGGAAGAAUUGACAUUGCCGGUCCCAAUAAUCCCACGGCUGGUUUCCGACGAGCUGGUUUCAAGACGGACCGACUGAAGGAUCUGAUGAGAAUCUGGACUCCCGAACAUAUCCAAUCGUCCAUGGAGAAUGAUGGGGCUUUCUCAUUCCUACGCUUUGUCGACACCUCGGCAGGCGAAGCGGCUUCUAUCGGGGAUCUGGGGACGUUCGAGCGUGCGAUCAGGUUGAAGAAGCAACACAACCGAGCGUUACGCAUCGUCGAAGAUUCGGAGGAAGGACCACCCCCACAUGCGAUGUUCCACAUUGUCAAAAACAGCCCACCAAAGGCGCUCAAAGAUCUCGAUCCGAAUUCACAUCUUUCCCGACUCUGCAACAUUGCCCGAGAGUGCUAUGUGGAUCAAGGAUAUUCAGUCAUGGAGCCCGCUGCGACACCGAAUGCUUCAGCUCCUCCGAUCGAGAUCAGCUGUUCUGACCAGUCUUCGAUUGCCGAGCGGCAACUGACCAUGUUCAACAUGAGUGUACGAAGUUCCUUGUUCCCCCUGGAAGAAUCCUCGGAGGAGAGCUUGUUGAAUCGCGACGUGGAUCCUGAGAAUUUCCCGGUCUCGAACAUGCUACCCGCACCUGAUUCUCAGAAGGCUCGGUACACCAACAUCACCGUUCCUUCCAUGCGCCGACUCGUGACGGAUUCCGGCAAGCUGGCCCGGUUGGAUCAACUUCUUCGAGAACUCAAGAAUGGUGGUCAUCGAGUAUUGUUGUACUUCCAAAUGACCCGUAUGAUAGACCUUAUGGAGGAAUAUCUGACGUAUCGCGGCUUCAAGUAUUGUCGGUUGGAUGGAAGCACCAAAUUGGAAGAUCGUCGAGAUACUGUUCAUGAUUUCCAGACCCGGCCGGAAAUCUUUAUUUUCUUGUUGUCGACCCGCGCUGGUGGCUUGGGUAUCAACCUGACGUCGGCCGAUACCGUCAUCUUCUACGACUCGGAUUGGAAUCCAACCAUCGAUUCCCAGGCUAUGGAUCGAGCACACCGAUUGGGUCAAACCAAACAAGUUACAGUAUAUCGUCUGAUCACUCGAAAUACCAUCGAAGAACGAAUCCGAAAACGAGCUAUGCAGAAGGAAGAGGUUCAACGGGUGGUCAUCACGGGUGGUGACGGUGCCGGGGUGGACUUCAAUACCCGAGAUCGACGUGAGAAUCGGACCAAAGACAUUGCCAUGUGGCUGGUGGACGAUGAUCAGGCUGCCCUUAUCGAAGAGAAGGAGAAAGAAAUUGCCGAGCGGCCGGAAGAAGAAAUUUCGAAGAAGAGAAGUAAGAAAGCCGCGACCGCCGGUGGGCGAAAGAGAAGGGGAGAGAUGAGUUUGGAUGAGAUGUAUCAUGAAGGUGAGGGACAUUUUGAAGAUGCAUCAGCAAAACCAUCAGGAGCAGCCACUCCAGUCAGUACGGGUGAGACUCCAGGACCCAAGAGAGGACCUCGAGGCGGCAGAGGAGUGAGCAAGAAAGCGAAGACGGCUAAACAACGACUGGCCAUUGUGGAUGCGGAAGGAGAUUUGGGGAUGGGUGGGAUGUGA
Rhinocladiella mackenziei CBS 650.93 is the source of this 4974-nucleotide messenger RNA. RefSeq lists its product as uncharacterized. The record is from RefSeq and is a predicted model, not a curated record. The coding region runs from base 1 to 4974 and encodes 1657 amino acids. Gene Ontology annotation, molecular function: histone binding; DNA binding; ATP-dependent chromatin remodeler activity. Lineage: Eukaryota; Fungi; Ascomycota; Eurotiomycetes; Chaetothyriales; Herpotrichiellaceae. Gene Ontology annotation, cellular component: Ino80 complex; nucleus. The transcript is spliced from 4 exons. Gene Ontology annotation, biological process: DNA-templated transcription; DNA repair; chromatin remodeling.